Chenopodium quinoa (quinoa) is the source of this 780-nucleotide messenger RNA. Its product is annotated as protein CASPARIAN STRIP INTEGRITY FACTOR 1-like. The record is from RefSeq and is a predicted model, not a curated record. Lineage: Eukaryota; Viridiplantae; Streptophyta; Magnoliopsida; Caryophyllales; Amaranthaceae. Bases 196 to 477 code for a protein of 93 amino acids. The transcript is spliced from 3 exons.
CUUUGCGUAAUUAUUAAUAUUAAUUAAUCAUUCUGUUAUCUUACUUUAUCUAGCUAGAAAUACCACUUCAAAGUAAAGUUUAUGUCUUUUGCAUCAUACUAACAAGAAGCCACCAUUUCUUGUACUUCCCUUGAAUAAAAGAAAGACCAAAUAUUAGAGAAUUAUAGAGAGAGAGAGAGAAAGAGUUGCUUGAACAUGGGUUUCUUGCCACUAAGAAAACUCAGCUUUCUUUUCCUCAUCAUUUCUGCUCUACUUAUAUCAACUUCAUAUGCAGGUCGUCAAUCCAAGUUCUUGACUGAAAGCUCAGCUGAGGAAUUUGUUGGAGCCUAUGAGGAAAUGCUAUUAAAGGGAGAUGAUAAUGAAGAGAUCACCGUUAUCCAUGAAAGGAUGUUAAGGCAUAUGAACACGCAUGAUUAUGGAAGAUACGAUCCAUCGCCAUCAUUUCGAAGGCCUCGUCACAAACUCAUUCCUAAUUAAUUAAUUAAUUAAUUAAUUAAUUAAUAAGGGUUUUAAUUAAUUAAUUAAGCAGGUCAUCUAAGAUAUUCAGCAUGCAUGCUAAUUAUCUAAGUGGCUUAGAAGGAUGUUUAAUUUUGCUUUAAUUAAAUAAAACUAUAAGCUAAGUUAGCCAGCUAGCUAAGGGACACUAUAUAUGAUCUCUACCUACAAAUCUAAAACUAUAUGUUUGUGUAUAUACUAUAUAAGCUUUUUAUUUCCCUAUAGUAUUAUAUCAUAUACUCCUAUAUGUUUUUGUGACAUAUAUAUAGUGAAUUUUUUGUGUUA